CCUAAAAACCUGCUUAUCAACCAACAGAAGAACCUGCCUGUAAUGGCAACCUUCCCGGCCAAAACCUGCCUUUCUCUACUCACCUUCCUCUGUAGCUUGGUCCUCAUCCAUGGGAGACCAACUUUAGACACUUCAGAUCUCAAAGCCCUGUCUAUCAUCCAAAAAGACUUGGGAAUAACAAGUCAACUCCAGCUCUCCACCGCUCCAUGCAACAUCCCCGGGGUGUUCUGCGAGAGGAGGUUGUCUGAUGACAAUAAUUAUGUUCUGAAGAUCACCCGGCUCAUCUUUAAAUCCCAGCAACUCACAGGGAGCCUGUCUCCGGCGAUCGGACGGCUCUCCGAGCUCAAAGAGCUCUCUCUUUCGGGCAACAACCUCGUUGACCAAAUACCAGCCGAGAUAGUUGACUGCAGGAAGCUAGAAAUCCUCAACCUCGGAAACAACAAGUUUUCCGGGCAGAUUCCAGCGAACCUGUCGUCCUUGAUUCGCCUGCGAGUACUUGAUCUUUCCUCCAAUAAGCUUUCUGGCAACCUGAGUUUCUUGAAGUACUUUCCCAACCUCGAAAAGCUUUCCAUUGCCAACAAUCUCUUCGCUGGGAAAAUCCCAGCGUCGAUUCGUUCAUUUCGCAAUCUCAGGUUCUUCAACUUCACUGGAAAUCAGUUCCUCGAAGGCUCAUUGCCUGAAUUGAAGAGGGUCGAGCAGUCAACGUCUGGCAUUCCAAAACCAAAACGCUACAUAUUUGCUGAGCGUAGUUCAGGGGGCAAUAGAAACUCUAACGUAUCUGGACCCUCAGCGAGUAAAUCUUCUAAUGCUCCAGCUCCAUCUCCAACCCACGCACACCACAAGAAGCACAAAGAUCACACAAAGAAGGUAAUAGGGUGGAUUCUGGGAUUUUUGGCCGGAGCUUUUGCUGGUUGCAUAUCGGGAUUUAUUCUCUCUCUACUAUUUAAGCUGCUCUUGUCUCUGGUCAAAGGUGGGGGUAAGGACUCAGGUCCUGCAAUAUUUAGUCCUCUCAUCAAAAAGAAAGAGGACUUGGCUUUCUUGGAGAAGAAUGAUGGCCUUGCUUCAUUAGAGUUGAUAGGAAGUGGUGGUUGCGGAGAAGUUUACAAAGCUGAAUUGCCGGGAAGCAAUGGGAAAUGGAUUGCUAUAAAGAAGGUAGUUCAACCCCCCAAGGAUGCCGCAGAGUUGACGGACGAAGAUAGCAGACUUCUAAACAAGAAAAUGCGUCAAAUUCGAUCAGAGAUAACCACUGUCGGUCAAAUUCGACAUCGGAAUUUGCUUCCUUUAUUGGCUCAUAUUUCUCGACCUGACUGCCACUACCUUAUCUAUGAAUUCAUGAAGAAUGGCAGCUUACAAGACACGCUGAAUGACGUAGCAGAAGGAAGAAGGGAGUUAGAUUGGCUUGCGAGGCAUAAAAUUGCUUUAGGAGUGGCUUCCGGGCUAGAAUAUCUACACAUGGACCAUAAACCGCGUAUAAUUCAUAGAGAUCUCAAGCCCGGAAACGUCCUUCUUGACGAUGAUAUGGAAGCCAGAAUUGCAGAUUUUGGUCUUGCGAAAGCAAUUCCCGAUGCUUACACGCAUAUGACGAGUUCCAAUGUUGCAGGAACUCUGGGAUACAUAGCGCCAGAGUACCACCAAACACUCAAGUUCACGGACAAGUGUGACAUGUAUAGCUUUGGGGUGUUGCUUGGGGUUCUAGUCCUGGGGAAGCAUCCAUCAGACAAUUUUUUCCAAGAACAACCUGAGAUUGGUUUGGUUAAGUGGGUGAGGAGUGUAAUAACUUCAGAAAAUCCUCAGAGAGCAAUCGACCCAAAGCUCAUGGGAAAUGGCUAUGAGGAGCAAAUGCUCUUGGUUUUGAAGAUUGCUUGCUUUUGCACUCAGGAUAAUCCAAAAGAAAGGCCCGACAGCAAGAAUGUAAGGUGUAUGUUGUCUCAAAUCAAACAUUAGUGUGUAGAUGUUAAGAAUGCGUGGGGAGUUAAAAACUCCAUCUAACUAUAAAUAAGAGUUGCAAGAUGUAUGUCAGCAGCAGGUGUAAAAUGAUGCUUCUGUUAAGGGAAUUAUUAAGUAUUAUGUGGCGCUGUUAUUGUUAAGCAAGAUGAAUAUUAAUUUUAGAUAUUUUUUAUUGUGCAAA
Messenger RNA from Morus notabilis, 2128 nucleotides. RefSeq names its product leucine-rich repeat receptor-like serine/threonine/tyrosine-protein kinase SOBIR1. Lineage: Eukaryota; Viridiplantae; Streptophyta; Magnoliopsida; Rosales; Moraceae. The transcript has a single exon. Gene Ontology annotation, biological process: protein phosphorylation. The coding region runs from base 43 to 1944 and encodes 633 amino acids. The record is from RefSeq and is a predicted model, not a curated record. Gene Ontology annotation, molecular function: protein binding; ATP binding; protein kinase activity.